AUGACAUUCAUUCGUGGACAAUUUUUUAAAUAUACCUUGGUCAUCGGUGGCAUCACGGUGCUCGACUCCAAGAUCGAAGAAGUGGAGAUUGAGGUCGACGUAUGGGAGGAUGAGCUUCUCCUUGAUCAGAUCCCAGAUGAUUCUGGUCAUCUCAUCUCCUUGCAUCUCGACGAUGUCUCCUCCUUGAAUCUUUUGAGCCGCCAUUGCGCCAGUCACACUUUACUUCUUCUUGUUUCCAGUGAUGUGAAGGAUUCCACUUCCGUCCAACUUGCUCUUGAUUGUCGAUGGAUCGGUUCCAUUUGGAAGUCUGUAGCAUCUGGUGAUGCUGCGAGUGAUACUUCCGAACUUGUCAUCCUUGGUGGUGUGAGCCAUGUGGAUCUCAAGGAAGUCUCCAAUAUUCUUCACAUCAAUCUCCUUUGGCUCAAAGUUGAAGGCUUCGAGUCCGACCUCAAAGUGGUCUUCGUAUUCGAGAACCUGGAAAUGAAUGAAUUAGUUAUUGAGCAAUAA
This is a messenger RNA of Caenorhabditis remanei, 507 nucleotides long. RefSeq lists its product as uncharacterized. NCBI's taxonomy places the organism in Eukaryota, Metazoa, Nematoda, Chromadorea, Rhabditida, Rhabditidae. Bases 1 to 507 code for a protein of 168 amino acids. The record is from RefSeq and is a predicted model, not a curated record. The transcript has 2 exons.